UGCGCGGCCGCCGCCGCCGCCGCGGGCCCGGAGCUCAUUUGUGCCUGGCUGGUCCCCGCGCUCCCCGGUGCCGAGCCGGAGCCGUUGGCCGCUCGCGCGCUUGGCUCUCUCCCUUAGUAACAGCUCCCCUCCUGCCUCGGUGCUGCGCCCUGCCCCCGCGCCCCUCCCCCGCCCGACCCGCCGCCCGGCUGUCAGCGCCCGCACCCCAGGGCGCCUAGGGGUGCCGACGGCGGCCAGGAGGGGAGCGCCGCACGUCCGGGAGGGGACAGCGUCUCCAAGCAGCCUCAGCAACUUGUGUUUGGUGGUCAGAUAUCCAGUUGUACAUUCUCACAUCAAUGCACUGCCAAUGGGUUAUAUCCUGUGUUGUGACCUCAUGGUUUAAGUGGGAAUAAAGAUGAGUAUAAGCAGUGAUGAGGUCAACUUCCUGGUAUAUAGGUACUUGCAAGAGUCAGGAUUUUCUCAUUCCGCAUUUACCUUUGGUAUAGAGAGCCAUAUAAGUCAGUCCAAUAUAAAUGGUGCCCUUGUCCCACCUGCCGCAUUGAUCUCUAUCAUCCAGAAAGGCCUACAGUAUGUAGAGGCAGAAGUUAGCAUAAACGAGGAUGGCACCUUAUUUGAUGGUCGACCUAUAGAGUCUCUGUCCCUGAUCGAUGCUGUCAUGCCUGAUGUUGUCCAAACAAGACAACAAGCCUACAGAGACAAACUUGCACAGCAACAUGCAGCCGCUGCUGCAGCUGCUGCCGCAGCCACUAACCAACAAGGAUCUGCAAAAAAUGGAGAGAAUACAGCAAAUGGGGAGGAGAAUGGAGCACACACCAUCACAAAUAAUCAUACUGAUAUGAUGGAGGUAGAUGGGGAUGUUGAAAUCCCUCCCAAUAAAGCAGUUGUGCUACGGGGCCAUGAAUCUGAAGUUUUCAUCUGUGCCUGGAACCCUGUUAGUGAUCUCCUGGCAUCAGGGUCUGGAGACUCCACAGCAAGAAUAUGGAAUCUUAGUGAGAACAGCACGAGUGGUCCCACACAGCUGGUCCUUCGACAUUGCAUACGGGAAGGGGGGCAGGAUGUUCCCAGCAACAAGGAUGUCACUUCUCUAGAUUGGAAUAGUGAAGGUACACUUCUAGCAACUGGGUCAUACGAUGGAUUUGCCAGAAUAUGGACUAAAGAUGGUAAUCUUGCCAGCACCUUGGGGCAGCAUAAAGGCCCUAUAUUUGCAUUAAAAUGGAAUAAGAAAGGAAAUUUCAUCCUAAGUGCUGGCGUAGAUAAGACUACCAUUAUUUGGGAUGCACACACUGGUGAAGCCAAGCAGCAGUUCCCUUUCCAUUCAGCCCCAGCACUGGAUGUCGACUGGCAGAGCAACAACACCUUCGCGUCUUGUAGCACAGAUAUGUGCAUUCAUGUCUGCAAAUUGGGACAAGACAGACCUGUCAAAACAUUCCAGGGACACACGAAUGAAGUAAACGCUAUCAAAUGGGACCCAACUGGCAAUCUCCUGGCCUCGUGUUCAGAUGACAUGACCUUAAAGAUUUGGAGUAUGAAGCAAGAUAACUGUGUCCAUGAUUUGCAAGCACAUAAUAAAGAAAUUUAUACUAUUAAAUGGAGUCCAACAGGACCAGGGACAAAUAAUCCAAAUGCCAAUCUUAUGCUAGCAAGUGCGUCCUUUGAUUCUACAGUUAGGUUAUGGGAUGUAGACCGAGGCAUUUGUAUCCAUACUUUGACAAAACACCAAGAACCUGUGUACAGUGUGGCUUUCAGCCCUGAUGGCAGGUAUCUGGCAAGUGGUUCUUUUGACAAAUGUGUACACAUCUGGAACACACAGACAGGUGCUCUAGUUCACAGUUACAGGGGAACCGGUGGGAUUUUUGAAGUUUGCUGGAAUGCAGCAGGAGACAAAGUUGGAGCCAGUGCAUCAGACGGUUCAGUGUGUGUCUUAGACCUUCGGAAAUAGCGUUACUAGUUGGAAGCCAUGGACCGACUAUGAAUGUGUACAUAGCCACAAGACUAUCCCUGACCUACAUCCUGCUAUAGUCCCACUUGAACCAUGGCCAGUCCACUACAGCCAAAUCUAAGAGAAAUAUAUACAUGCAGUAUAUAUGAACACAGCUGUACCCUGAAGAUGAGUCUCUUCCCAGCUUGUGAAUUCUGCUCACCAAGUGCUGGGAUCUAACCUGCUGUGCCCCUAAGUAGCAUUUAGAAGUUUGGAUAUGAAAAGCAGAAGAGAUGGAAUAUGCGUUAUAAGAGCAAACCACACAUGUACCAGUUUUGGAUAUUAAUAACAGCCUUGUUUCUCUCUUUAAAUCAGCCGACACCAUGGAUUAUAUUCUUUUUUCCCUUCAGUAGUGCACAGUUUGUAUGUACAGAGAACAAGGACUUAACAAAAACUUGCGGCGGUAGUUCGUUCUUCCUUUCAAGUUUGUUUUGGUUUAGAUUAUGGAUGCAUGAAGUAAGGGAGUGAAUCAUUUUCUUGCUUUUAUUUUUCCUUACCUUUUAAAAAAAAAAAAUCUUAAAAAUAUUUUACUGCAUUCUUUGGAAAGGUAGAUGUUUGGUACAUUUUAUGGCUCCCAGAGCAUAUAUUCAGUUGAUGCAUAUUGUGAAGGAGUUGGAAUUAAAGGAAACCACAUGACGCCUGUCAUGUUACUCUCUAAGACACAUCAGCAAAGGGUAUUAUGUUAUCUUUCUUUUGGGGUUUUGUUUUUGUUUUAUGUGUGUGCGUCUGUGUGUGUGUGUGUGUGAGAGAGAGAGAGAGAAAGAAAUAAUAGCUUAAGUAAAAUAGUUUUUUCUUGGGGACGUAUUUCUGCCAAUUAAAGACUAGAAGGGCACAAUUUUUUUUUAAAUACCAUAAAGAAGAGACACAUUUUUUUUUUAAAAAAAAUAAAUCUUCUGAUGUUUUGCAGCCAUAACUAAAUUAUGGUCAAAAUGUGCACUAUUAUGAGAAUGAGCAACGUAGGAUGGGGCUUUUUUUUUUCUUUUUCUUUUUUUAACCAUUUGUCUGUUUUACUUAUUUCUUAAGAGAUUAAAAUAUUUCUGGAUAAGGAUUAGCUUCUCAAAGUGUCCAUCAUUUUGUAUAGAAGCUUAAAUAUGUAAUGUAACCAGAUUCCAGUAUUAAAAAUCUCUCAUGUUAUUUUUCUUUUUUACAAAGCAAGAUUAUGGCAUAUAACACUGCCAUUACUUGGUAAAAUGUUUGCUACCUUAGUUUUAAAAACAACUUUUAAAGGCUUGCUUAGAGGUUUCUGAGUAGCGGUGACUGAGAGUUCAGGGAGAACUGUGGCUGCUGUGCCACUCUGCCUGCAUCUGUGGCUUCAAGGCUGCACUUUGUCAAGCAACGUAGAUCUAAGCUGCUGUUUUCCAGUAAUCACUACUAUAUCAUGUCUUCUACUCUGUUCAUAUCAAGUAUUUUUUAAAGAUAUAGGCAUCCAAUCAGAUCUCUUCUUGUGCUCAGCUGAAAGUACAAUAUACCUACAAAUAUUCACUAGAGGCCAUGUUUGCGAAGGUGCUUAUUAACAGGAGAAUCCCAGGUGUGUCGCUUCUGAAGAGAACAGUUGUCAAAUUUAUAUCUUUAAAUUUUGUAUUAAGAAAUUGCUUAGAAAAUUUAUAACACUAUUUGCGUCACUAGUUCUUUUGAGGCCUUUGACUGCUGAGUCCCACCCUGUGUUUUGGUAAGCGUCUCGAACCCAGCCCUGCAGCCUCGAUGCUCAGUAUCUGCUGCUUUGUUCUUUGCAAAACAGCAUUGAUUGACUCAAGUCUUGUCUUCACUAAGGUAGGGUAGCAUUUGCUUUUGGUAAAGAGGGUGAAUACACUUAAAUUUCACUAUACAUUGUUAUAUCUCCCCAUUGUUCUUAGUGGGGUCUGGGAUACUGUAAUAAUAUUUUUAAAAUUUACACCCAGAGAGGCAGUCGUUUAUGGUUUGUGCCAGGUAUUUUUAGGGUUGAAUUCACUGAGAUAUGUAGAGCUCACUGCUCUGGGGCUCUGUAGGAAAUUUACAAUGCUGAGUAUCUGGCACUUGUGAUUCUGCUUAUACUGAGAGGGUCACAUCUGUUGGCCUCUGUUGUUGUUUAAAAAAAUAAUAAAAAUAAAAAAAAUGUGUGCAAUAAUUUUUAAAUGUGCUCCCAGGAAUAGAUACAAACGUUUGAGCAUGCCUGCGCUGCAUUUCCUUCAGCGGUGCGUUUCUCAGUUGCACUGAAUCUAAGCAGAAGUCAGAGGUGGUUGCUGAUAGUGCUUUGUAUUUUGAUAUGACAUUUUAUUCAUUUGCAUACAGUCAUUGACAUUCUUCCCAGCUGAUUCAAAGACAGUCACAAAUUCCUGCAAUACAGCUGCCAGAAUGAGAGCUGAAUUUUAUGAUGUUGUCUUGCUUCCUGUUGGGUGUUUGUUGGUUUGGUUUCUUUUCCUCCUUCUUUGGCUAUUUUACUUCAGCACCUAACUAUGACAGGAUGUCUAACAGAGCAUCAGUGCAGAGCUUUCUGUCCCCAAGUCUUAGGUCUUGGAUCUUUCUGGACAGACUUGUCUGAAGGUAUGUCCAUCUUUAGGCUGGUGGUGCUUUGUGAGCAUAGGACCGGUGUGCUUUGCUGCUGCUGUCUCUGUCUCUGUAGCCUGCCUGUGUGCCACAAUGCUGCUCCACAGAUGCUGCACCAUGUCUCUCCACAUGAUCAUGGGAGACCAUGUUUCACAGCAUAUGAAGUUCUGUCUUGGGGUUCUUACUUUCCUUCCUGUCUUUUUCUGAGCGCUUACUCUGAAGAUCCCCAGAGUCCAGUACUCUUUCUAUGGUGUUCAUUUAAAUCACUGUUUUUUGCUCUAUGGUAAGGAACUUAAUCAUAAGGAAAAGAGAGCAAGGAGACUUAAAUGAAUACUCUUUGAUUAACAUCGAAUAGAGGGAGCAGCUGCCACCCUUAGAAGGCAUGAAGGAAUCUCUGCUCUCCAUGCUGGAGACAUAGAUUUGCCCCAUUUCCUUUUUCCAUGAUCAGGUAAUAUUGACUUUCAGAUGACAUUAGGAGUGGUAACUGGAAUAGCUCUUAGAGUGUAGCAAAUUCUGUUUUCAUGAAUUAUUCUCUAGGUGAGUAUGUUUUUAGGAUUAAAGACCUUUUGCAGAUACUGAAAGUGCCUCCUUUUGUGGUAUAAAAAAACAAAUUAUGGUGCAAAAAGUAAUCAAUAGAUUGAAUCACAUGAAGGUUUUUUGCUUUUUGACAUAAAAAUGUCAAGAGACAGGCCAAAGAUUUGUACUUUUCACUUAUAAAGCACUCCUUUUUUUCCUUAGGAUUCUUUCUGUCGAAUCAGAUUUAAUGAGAGAGUACUAUUUUUAAGGAGCUAUCUGUUAAUGUAGAAUGAUUUUUGUUAAAAAGAGUACUGUAAAAUAUGAAUGAGGAACAGAGGCCCACAGAGGAUCGGGCAUUGUAGUAUUGAAAGGAGUCGCAAAUGACCAGGCUUCUGCUAGCAGACAUGACAGGUUUUACCAGAUGCAUAGGAAAACCAUCUCAGACAGUGCUGUCUUGCUCUUUUAAAGACCAUUUAUGUUUUUGUGAGCAUGUUGCAUAUUUCCCCAAAGCUUCAUUCCCUUGAGCUAAGAGUGGUACUUGCAUAGUUGCUGUAGAAAUUCUGCCUGCGUGGACCAACAUUGUGGCACACCAGCAAAAGCCAGCAUUUGGGGGCUAGCAGCCAGCCUGCAGAGACCCUGGGAGUGAUUUUUCGUUUGAUUUUGGUUCCCUCCUUUUCUCUGAAAUCAGCAAGGAAGGAAGGUUGAGCUCCUCCUUCUAGUAAUAGCUCUGAAGUGUCUGUCAUGUUUAAUAUCAGUUUUUAAUACAUGAUUCUAGUUGAAUGUAGAAGAGAGAAAAAAAGGGAGUGGAGUGCUCACAAUUUUUUAAUCCACUCAUUUCGAAUCUUGUAUCUUCUAUAUGAGUUCUGAGGUGUCCAUAGCAUUCUUUAUUUCUGCCCUUCUGUGAUAGUGUUGAAGCAGGUUGAAUAACCAGGCUUUUGAUUGUUUGUUUAAAAAAAAACCUAGCAGGCUAUUUCAUGUUUUCUUUGGAAUUUCUGGGUAAGUUGGAGGAAAUGUUGUGCAUGUCAUAUCUGGUAUACUUUUUCAUCUCAUUACAAGCAGGCAGACUUCUUUGUGUAUCUCUGCCAUCCUUAAAUACAGAAGUGAUUUCUCUCCUGACUUGGACAUUAUUGUUAUAUAUAAUGUUUUCAUUUGGGUUUGGCAAAUCCGUUGGGUCUAAUUCUGUGAGCACACCAUAGCACUGGGUGGUGAUGUCUGCAUCCUCUAAUUCUGUGAGCACACCAUAGCACUGGGUGGUGAUGUCUGUAUCCUCUCUUUAGUUCUCCAGUUAACUGUAAAGCUGUUGUAAGAGUAUAAACCAGCCCGGGACAGUUUUUGUAUAUGUUAAAGAACUUUAUUGUUCAGUUGUCAUGAUAAUUGUGCAAGGAAGACCGAUGCAGAUGCCUGUCUCUCCUGGACCAUGUCAAUGACACUUACGAUGUAUUUUGGUUCCACAUCACAGUGAUUUGUCCCUUAUGACCCUUUGACCCUUUCCAGGCACAUUUUUUGUGUGUGUGUGUUGUUGUUGCAGUUUUCUCCUUUGCGUUGUAUUGCUUUGACAACUGUAAUUUGAAUCAGAUCUGAAAGAGGUCCAGAAUAAAAUAUAUUUUGAUAUUAUGUUGGCUGUGUACAUAUAUAAAACCUUUGAUCCCCAUGUGGUUUGUAAAGACUAUUUAGUCAAGUAAAGAGAGGGAUGGUGUUUGUUUACAAUUUCCUGUUUACAUUUCAAUUGCUUUUAUCUCCCACUAAUCAGUGUAGAGUAAAUGAUUUUGCUCCAAGAGUCUUCCCUAUUACAACCUCUCAGUCCUAGCUCUCACUGUCUCCAGUGAGUAUAACUGCCAUGGGAAUCACUGUUUUCAUAAACAUUGUUUCCAAGAUGUAUACUUUAAAGAAGCCCAUAGAUGAAAUUAAAGUUUUUGCUAUUUUAUUACUUCUUGCAGGGGAUAAGAUUUUUUAAAAUGGAGGGAUUAUUUUCUAUAUUUGUUAAAUAAUAGCAUGUAAUAACUAAAAGAUCAUGAUGACUCCUAAGUGAUUUUGAAAAUGUGAUACUUUAUUUAGAGUGUUUCUGUCAUGAAUGAAGACUCGGGUUCACUGUUAGCUUCAUACGCAGUGACACAAGACACACCACAUGUGCCACUGAAGGCUUUCAGGGCAGGAGCUCCUCCCUCCACAUAAACAAAGCGCACUGCAGUGGUUAGCUAAUUGCUUAUAUUACUGCAAACAUAAUCUAUGAUGAAAGUCUCAAGGCACCCUUUCCAGCCUCCGUUACUCUCAACACUUUUAUAGUUACCAGAGACUUUUUCAGAAUAGAACCUUCGGACAUGUUCUUCAUUUUUUUAGUCAAGUUGCCUUCUCCAUGUCCACCUUUCUUUAGCUCCUCGAUAGGAACAGGCAAAUACAGCCUUGUCAUGCUGUCACUGCAGUUACUAGAGCUAACAACCUUUAGUUUUCAAGCAGUUAACUUAUAUUGCAUGGCAUAGGUUGUUAUUAGCAUUCUGUUUUUAUACUUUUCCAGAAAGCAUUGGGCUGCCAAGGAUUAGAGUCUGUAUGAGCCUGAAAUUUAAGCAGAAAUUCAUUGAGCCCAGCAUUGCAGGGGGGGUUACUUUUUAUUUCCUAGUUCUCAUACUUUAUCAUGAAUUAGGUUUCUUACCUACUAUAAUAUGUAGCUGACUAGGUUAAAGUUUACUGGGUUUUAUUUUUCCUAUAUAUUCACUUGAAAACUACAGUAGAAGAAAAGCCAUUGUGGACACUUGGUUUUGUGGUGCUUUUCUCUGCUGCACGCAGGCUCUGUUAACAGUGAAAAUGUUUAUCCUAUGCUACCUUUUCCUGCAUGCUUCUUUAAAUGUCAUCUACCAAUGCUUAAUUGUCCUAACUUGUAAUAUUUUUGUAUUAAAUUUUUUAGGAGUUCCUUGUAAUUUCUUUAUAAUUUAAAAUAUAUUAAACACAAAGUGUUUAGUAA
This is a messenger RNA of Chionomys nivalis (European snow vole), 7973 nucleotides long. RefSeq names its product TBL1X/Y related 1 (gene Tbl1xr1). Gene Ontology annotation, cellular component: histone deacetylase complex. NCBI's taxonomy places the organism in Eukaryota, Metazoa, Chordata, Mammalia, Rodentia, Cricetidae. The coding region runs from base 395 to 1939 and encodes 514 amino acids. The record is from RefSeq and is a predicted model, not a curated record. The transcript is spliced from 16 exons. Gene Ontology annotation, molecular function: protein binding; transcription corepressor activity. Gene Ontology annotation, biological process: regulation of transcription by RNA polymerase II.